UGGAACUUGAAGGGAGCGCCUGCUGUCUCUGAGAGCGCCUGCUUGCCCUCUCUGAAUUGGCCUUUUGUUCUCUGGGUUUCUGCGAGAAGGGGCUUUAAGUUUCAGAAGGUUUGCGCGGACAGAGCACGGAGACUGGCAGUGUAAAAUUGACAGAGAGACAGAGGGGAUCGGCAUACGCACACCCCUAAUUGGGCCUGCAUUCGCAUCUUGGUAGCCUGCCGCUCACAUGCUCGAGCAGCAUGGCGCAAGUGAAAACGGUUGACGAGCCUCUUUACCCCAUUGCAAUCCUCAUCGACGAACUCAAGAACGAUGACAUCCAGCUUCGGCUGAAUUCGAUCAAGCGGCUCGGUACGAUAGCAAGGGCUCUGGGGGAGGAUAGGUCGCGCAAGGAGCUCAUUCCGUAUUUGACAGAGAACAACGAUGAUGAUGAUGAGGUGCUUCUUGCCAUGGCUGAAGAGCUUAAGGGGUUUGUCCCCUAUGUUGGGGGCGUUGAGCAUGCAAGCUGUCUGCUGCCGCCACUGGAGACACUCUGCACGGUGGAGGAGACGGUCGUCAGAGACAAGGCUGUCGAAGCGCUGUGCAAAAUUGGGUCGCAGAUGAAAGAGCACCAUAUUGUGGAGCACUUCAUCCCGCUUAUCAAGCGAUUGGGCACUGGGGAAUGGUUCACCGCACACGUUUCAGCGUGUGGCCUCUUCCACAUCGGAUACCCCAGCGCCACUGACCCCCUGAAAGCGGAGCUGCGGGUCCUGUAUGGCCAGUUGUGCCACGACGACAUGCCGAUGGUCCGCCGUGCAGCCGCACUCAACCUGGGGAAGUUUGCUGCAACGAUAGAGCCGCAGUACCUGAAGGGCGAAAUUAUGAUGUUCUUCAAAGAUCUCACACAGGAUGAUCAAGACUCGGUGCGGUUGCUGGCUGUGGAGUGCUGCGCCGCUCUUGGCAAGCUGCUGGAGCGACAAGACUGCGUGUCGCAUGUGCUCCCAAUAAUCAUAGCCUUUUCACAGGACAAGUCUUGGCGGGUACGAUACAUGGUGGCUAGCCAGUUGUACGAAUUAGCGGAUGCCGUUGGCCCUGACCUCGCCAGAUCGGAAUUAGUGCCCGCUUACGUCCGCUUGCUAAAAGACAACGAGGCCGAAGUUAGGAUCGCCGCUGCUGGGAAGGUAGCCAAAUUCUGUGGCAUCGUCACCCCGCAGCAGGCUCUGUCCACCAUUCUACCGUGUGUGAAGGAGCUGUCGACGGAUGCUUCGCAGCACGUCCGUGCUGCACUCGCGUCAGUCAUUAUGGGUUUAGCCCCCGUCCUUGGAAAGGAGGCUACUAUCGACCACCUUCUACCCAUCUUCUUGGCGCUCCUGAAGGACGAGUUCCCGGACGUCCGAUUGAACAUCAUUAGCAAACUGGACCAAGUGAACCAGGUCAUUGGGAUCGACCUCCUGUCCCAGUCGCUCCUGCCGGCGAUCGUCGAGCUGGCCGAGGACCGGCACUGGCGCGUCCGGCUAGCGAUCAUCGAGUACAUCCCGCUGCUCGCCAGCCAGCUCGGAAUGGACUUUUUCGACGACAAGCUGGGGUCGCUUUGCAUGCAGUGGCUGGGGGAUCAGGUAUACUCGAUCAGAGACGCUGCGACCGUCAACCUGAAGAGGCUCGCCGAGGAGUUCGGAUCGGAGUGGACGCAGACCCACAUCAUUCCGCAGGUCCUCGAGAUGAUCAGCAACCCGCACUACCUGUACCGCAUGACGGUGCUGUACGCCAUAUCCCUCCUGGCCCCCGUCGUGGGCAGCGAAGUGACGUGCCAGACCAUGCUGCCCGUCGUCCUCAACGCUGCAAAGGACAGGGUGCCUAAUAUCAGGUUCAACGUCGCCAAGAUGCUGCAGUCCAUCAUUCCUGUGGUCGACUCGACGGCUGUGGAGACGAGCAUUAGGCCAGCUCUUGUGGAACUCAACGAAGAUGCCGACCAAGAUGUGCGCUUCUUUGCUAGUCAAGCCUUGCAGAGUUGCGAUCAAGUCAUGAGCACUUGAUCAGAAGCCGUUUGGAGGACGGUUAGGUAGUCAAUCGAUGGGAGAUCUUAUCCUUCUCGACGAAUGCUUUUGUACAUUUGUCAUAUGGUUUUGUGACAAG
Messenger RNA from Klebsormidium nitens, 2109 nucleotides. The record is from the annotation of a GenBank genome assembly. NCBI's taxonomy places the organism in Eukaryota, Viridiplantae, Streptophyta, Klebsormidiophyceae, Klebsormidiales, Klebsormidiaceae.